AUGUUCUCAAAAUGUAGAACUGACGCGUUUAGGAAGAUGUCUAUGAAAUGUUUCGCCCUUAGUUAUAAUAUAAAAAAGGAAGAAAGAUUGUUGGAGAUGCACAAGUCCAAUUUCGUAGAAAACGGCACUAAUAUUAAUUUUCGUUCAUCAGUGAAGGCGAGCGAAGCAAACUCCACAGAAAGUCUGAAGUCCGGCUUUAGCCGGACGUUCAGACUGUACCACUUUAUCGACCCCGGAGGUCUGAAUGCGUUGGUAGGCUUCAACCCUCCUAUGGAUCGUGCAGACGCAGCGGCACCUCUUAUCGCUCCAGAAUAA
Necator americanus (New World hookworm) is the source of this 315-nucleotide messenger RNA. RefSeq lists its product as uncharacterized. The transcript has 2 exons. Lineage: Eukaryota; Metazoa; Nematoda; Chromadorea; Rhabditida; Ancylostomatidae. The record is from RefSeq and is a predicted model, not a curated record. The coding region runs from base 1 to 315 and encodes 104 amino acids.